ACUUGCUUAAGCUGCAGCGUUGAACCGGACGGUCCCGCAAAGACAGACAACUCGUGUGUGAUUUUGUGUAGUAAGAGAAGCCCCCUUCGCUUUGGUGUUACUGUUAUUUUUCGGAAAGCUUCUGGAAAGCGGCUACAUGUGAACAAGGAGUAUGUGUGUGAGAAAGAGAGAGAGGCAGGAGUAAAGCUGUUCGCUCGUUCCGCCCCCUUUCGCCUUCUGGUAGUGCAGCGAAUGUGACAUGCAGUUGCAUUGCAAUCACGUUGCAUUAUUUUGUCUAGCGAAGCGCGAUUUUUUGUCAAACCCUGGGACGCAGUUGCUGAGUCGAAGAAAACAUUUUGCGAUGCCUUCAUCCUAGUGGACUACGGUGUUCUGCGAUUCCAAUGCGGCCGAUUAUCAUGUAAUCGCGAGAGCCCAGUGAAAUUUUCAAACAUUCCAAUCGAACAUCAACAAGCUCAUCGAUAAGUGUGAAAUGUAUAAUAUCAGAUAUAGAUAUAAAUAUUUAUAGUCUUCCAAGCAACCGCGAGGAAAUUUGCAUAUUUGUUUUCCAACCAUUACUUUGUCUAUGGGUGUUGUUAUAUCGAAGCGAAAAGCGAGAGAAAAAUAAGCUAGGAUAUUUUUAUGAAUGCAUUAUAAUACAAAAAAGCGUAAAGUGACCCUAAUUUGAAUGAAGGUUUAAAACGGUGAAAAAAAAACAAGCAAAGCAGUAAAACGAGUAAAAGGUACCAAUAUAUGUUGUAGUUUGCUUGUGCCAAGGAAACACGUUACCUACCAAGCAAUGUCGAUCAUGCAAUGAGUGCAAAAAAUGAAAGAAUAAUGAGAAAAUGCGCAUGGUAAUUGAAUAUGACAUCUCGAUAGAACGAGGAAAACAGAAAUAUCGUGUUGAUAGUUGAGUGUCAAAAUUUGUUCUAUACAAAACUAAUACAAGGCUGAGGAAGCAGAAGUGAUUUUUUGCUUUGAAAUACGCAACUUUUCACAUUCAGCGGUGGCCAAUCGUUAUGCAAGCUGUCUUGCAAAACUCCGUCAAUCGACUUAGUAAACAGUAAAUUUUGGAUUAUCUAGCAAAAAGUCCUGGUUCUAUUUUUGAGGAGGUUAAUCUCAUCAAACAGCAUGGAAAUCUUUCGUAAAGGUUAGUUGCAGCUGGUAACGAUGCAGCAUGCGAGCUUUUUGCACUGUCAGCGCACCCCUAGAGGUUUGCGCACCACCGUCCCGCCCUCUGCCUCCGGGUACAAGAUUUCUAGCUUUAAAACUAUUAGGAACGCCACAGCCACGCACACUCUACUUCCUAGUCGAAGCAAAAAGUCGCGUCCGCGAAGUAUACACGCAAACAUGCCAUCACUUCUCCAAACAGGGUAUGCUGGACACCGAACUGUUCGGGCUAGCCGUGCUGAUCGAUGGCGAGUACCUGUUUGCCGACCCCGAGAGCAAACUUUCCAAGUACGGUCCGAAAAGCUGGCGAUCGUCGCAUACGCACGGUCUUGACGCAAACGGGAAACCUCUCCUGGAGCUACACUUCCGCGUGCAGUUCUAUAUCGAGAGCCCGCUAAUGCUGCGAGAUGAAGUGUCCCGCCACAACUAUUAUCUGCAGCUCAAGUACAAUGCCAUUAACCGAGAUCUGCCGAAAGAGUGCUCGGAGCAAUCGUUGCUUCUGCUCGGUGGUCUCUCGCUACAAGCCGACCUCGGAGAUUGUCAGGAUGAAAAUGGUAGCAACAGUGGAAGUGCCAGUACUGCACCAAGUGCUACUGGUAGCACAGGCACCGCUGCCGGUGGAAGCAACAGCAGCAGCAGUUCGAAUAGCACCAUCAGCAAUAAUAACAGCACUAACAACAGCGGCAACAGUGGCAACAAUGAUUACUUCCGACCGGAAGAAUACAUCAACCCGGCACUCCGAUCAGCGUGGGGUAUCACAGCUCUUACUUCUUGCCAUCGGGAAAAUCGAGGAAUGUCUCGAGCCGACGCCGAAACACACUACAUUCGCGAGGCGUGCCAUCUGAAUGAAGUUAUCAAUGCGCACGUGUUUCGUAUGAAACUGUCGAAAAAUGAAAUCGGGAUGGGCUCAGUGACUCUUAGUAUCUAUGCGAAAGGAAUACGAAUCGCUGUCGACAACUCUACUACGACUACCUUCAACUGGCCCGGCAUUGGAAAGUUGAGUUUCGAUCGGAAAAAGUUUGAAAUACGUUCGGGAGACAACAAGAUUACGCUGUACUCUGUGAACGAUGACAAAAACAAGAUGAUAUUAGCCCUGUGUCGGGAAACGCAUCAAUUUUCCAUGAAAAUUGCUCCGCGACUCACUGAAGCGAUCAAACGAGAAGAAGAGGAAAGCAGCUGUAUUCACGGGUACCCGUAUCUCUACUCUCGCGCUUUGAACCUCCCGUACAAGAGUAAAAGCGACCAGCGAAUAUCGGUUAUUUCCAGUACCAGCUCGAACACUACUUCCGGUAUUGUGAGCGAUCGAGUGCAUUCGGAGGAUGAACUUGAAAUCAUAAUCAACACACCACCUUCGGCCACACUCGCGGCUCCAUCAACGGAAAGUCUAGCUUUGGCGCAUUUACUGGACUGUCCUAGCGUGAGCCGACAAACUUCAUCCGUCGGGCAAGUGUCGCUGAAGGAGCUGGAAGGUACAUUAGCCGCACUUUCUGUACGUUCAAAUCAAACUGUACGUUCGAUAAGCAGUGAUAGUACCGAUGCGAAGGAAAGAUACGGUAAAGAUUGCGAAUCAUCUCCCACCUCGCAGCACAACAUUGGUUCACAGUGUUCAUCUACGUGCAGCACAGUAGUCGUAGCAAACGACUGUAUAAGCCUACCUCAAACUAACGCGAACGGAUCGAUUGAACGACGUCAAACAUCCACAUGUAGUAGUCUGGAACUAGGAUACAGUCACACUGCUCAAAACAGCACACUCAGCGUGGCAACUAGUACUUGCUUAGACCACGAUAUCAACGAAGAAGAAGAGGAGACAAACUCAGGCGUUUACACGUUAGCACAUGCACCACCUACGGAAACUAGCGGAGUGUACACGAUGAACAGCAGCGAGAUGACCGGCCAAUCCUCCGAAAUUGCAGAAUCUGAGUCACACGAGAGCUCCCAUUACGGGAGUUUCCAACCAUGUCAGAGUGAAAUCGCGGAACCAUUGGAACCAGUUGACUCAGUCGACGGUGACUUCAGACCUCACAUUGAUAGUAACAUGAACGAGUUUCGUUUGCGAUCGGAUUCAAAUAUUUCGGCAGCAGGAUCAUUCCGAGGCGAUGGCAGUGAUCCAACUGAUAACAAGCACUCCUUGCUUAGCGCAGAGGAAUUAACAGAUUUGAUUGUUGGUCGAGGAACCUACCCAACCCGGAAAACGGUCAGUCACACUCUCGAUUCCGAUUGUGACUAUGUGACACUUCCAUUGCCUCUCGAAGGAGAAAGCUAUCUCCAGGGUAGUGAAGAUACUGCACCAACGGAAGACGAGUAUGACGAUGAUGUUCUACCUCCUGCUCCUCCCAAACGUAUUGAUAGCAACAUACCAACUCAGCGUCAAUCGCUAAUGAAUCUUGCUUGUUCGGACGAUUCUCCUCCACCUCCUCCUCCUCCCUAUAAUGCUCAUCACGAAACCACGGGACUCCGUGGACCAGACAUUCGUUCGGAUGAAGCCCCAGUAAUCCCGCUGCGCGAUCCUCCUCCUUACCCACAAAAGCCAACAAACAUGAUGAGGGAACGAUCUAUUCCGGCUUCAAUCAUACCAGCACCCUGUACGCCAAGUGUUCAGGCCUCAUCGAUUCCGGAAGAAGUUCCAGCACGCUUCAUUACCACUAGAGCUCAUAUCAACAUUCUCAAAGCACACACCAGUGUGGUAGGUGAAACUCCAAAGCCUAGCUACGCUGCACCCACUGUCAACAACAUCAGUAAUUUGUCGCAGUCACCAAUUCCGACUACAGUUACGGUAGCUUCGACAGCAACCAGCGCAAUCGGUAUCCCGGUUGUUCCGUAUCACAAAAGCAUUACCUCGCCUCCGCCACCGUAUCCGGAAAUGCCUAAACCACCGCAUCGGACCUGCGUUUUACUUCCCGUUAUCAAACCACGACAGUAUCACCCUCCACCACCUCCUACGAUACCACGUCAACCACCACCGCCACCACCUGCGCAUGCACUAGCCACAGUCUACACUGGCCAAUUGGCACGGUCCCAGAUUGAACUCUAUCAACAGCAACUCUACAGUGACGUCGACUAUGUCAUCUAUCCGAUCCAAGAUCCUUCAAUUAGUCAACAGGAGUAUCUGGAUGCAAAACAAGGCUCAAUUUUGGCAGCAAUGGCACAGAGCCCCCCGCCUUCGGCAUAUUUAGCUUAUCAUACAGUUCGAGCACACAACCGUAGCUGGGAUGCUUGCAAAAAUCACGCCAUCUAUCGGAGUACGCCCUACCUUUCAAUGGCUCUGUCAUCGAAUUCCCGUUACGCGUCUACACAGAAUCUUUCGGAUACCUACGUCCAAUUACCGGGAGCUUACUCACCUCUGUACAGUCCAUCGGUGGCAAGUCUAUGCUCAUCGUAUGAACCUCCUCCACCUCCUCCUCUUCGGCCAAGACCUAUCUCAAGCAGCUCAUCAUCGAUGUUUGUGCGAUCCCGCUCCGAUGACAACAUUUUGAACUCGGUGGAAAGUACUCCGAAAAUUCGUCGACUUCCGCCUCCCCCUCCACCACCUUACGAAACACGCAAAGCCAUUCGUAAACCACCGAUUCCUCUACCGACACCUGAAAAACAUGCACCUCCUGAGACUGCCGCCAAUGUGGCAAUGUCUGUUGAGAAACCUCCUGACGGUAAGUUUCUAUCAACUCUUCAAUCGGUCAACGCUAAACGCAACGUUUGCCUAACAGUUCCUGCAAAACAUUCGCCCAUAAAACCGCCAGGGCCUAGUGCGAAGCUACAAGCCCAGAUCAAAAAGCAAUAUCCUGAUUUUGAUCUGAGCACACUGAACACAAACACCUCCAUCGACAUAAAAACCUUGCGGGAAAAAAGCAAAAAUCUCGACUUGCCCCUUAUCUCGGCUCUAAUGCACGAUCGGUCCCUGUUGAAACAAACCCGCGCCUUUGUCAUGCCCAAGCAUCCGGGUAAAACGGCAACAUCAUCUCCUGCCAUCAGCAACACCACAGUCUCCAGCCCGAUUCAGCCGAAUAUCCCGACCCCACAUAAGUCCAAAUAUCCAGUGUCCGGUCUCAGCACAACGCAGCUCGCAAAACCACGCAAGUCGUCGAUCGUCAGCCAUCGGCACCCGAAUGACAAACUGCCCCCUCUGCCGGGCCAAACCGCAACCGAAGGCAACAAUUACGUGAUGGACCCGACACCGGCAAAACAGAAGAGCUACAGCUCUUCGCAACCCAGUGCCUGAGUGAUCAAAUCUUGGUGAUCACUGACAGACACACCCGAAGAGAGAACAAUCAUGGAAAACGAUAGACUUUUACGUUUGGAAACAUUUUGUGUCAUGCUAAAGCUAAGCUAAAUAGGUUUUUGUCGUCUUAGUUGCAUUUUUAUAAAAUGGAUCAAUAGAAUUUUUCGGGUAAGAAAUUAAUGGCAUCGAAGAAAGUCAUGAGGAAAAUCCUGGAACAAUCCCACAAUAUGACCCCACCGAUCGGAUACUUUUUUGCAGUCGCAUUCCUUCGCUUUUCAUGUUUGGGAUGUCAAAUUUAUUUGAAAAUAAAAUGCCUUAGCUCCACGUUCCAUGCUUACUUGUGACUUUCACUUGCUAUAUCACCUAAGUUCAUAACAAAGUGGAAGAUAACAGCAAAUUUGGAAGGGAAUAGAAAUCAAAAAACACAUCGUAGGAUUAUGAAAUAGAAUAUCAUUCAAUAGUGGAAAUCACUCAGGAUUUUUUUUUAUUAAAUCUCGUUUAGGCAAACCUAAUUCUGUUGUAUUUUCUUAGCUGUAGCAAAUCUUAAGUGUAAAUAUAAAUCAACAGGAAGUUAUGGCACAACACACAAUUGCUUAUACUUCGGGUACGAGUAUUCGCAAACCAUUAUUUUGGCAUGAUCGGUAAAUAUGGAUUCAGAAGAAGAAGUGCAAGGUCAAGUGCAAAUUCAGUCACAACACAAACAUCCAUAAAAGUCGUGCCAAAUUUACCGAAUAAGUAGCUCACAAAAAUCAUAAACAUUCAUGAAUGUUAGAAUAGAUAGAGUAUAUUGAAUGCCACACAAGGAGGGAAAGACUAAUGAUUAGAGUAAAACACAAGAAGGUCAAAAUAUAGAAGCAAUAAAAGCAUUCUUUUCGAAUUGUUUACAAUCUAUAUAGUAUAUAGAUAGGUAUUCGUCCAAUGAAAAGACCCCAGCUAUUUUGAAUGAGAAACCAAACGAACACGGAAAAUAAUGGAAUUCUACACUCAAAGUGAGCCGCCAUAUUUAUUUGAUACUGAACGGAAGUGAGAGAAUGUGUGAUGCUGAAAAACUGAAUGGGAAGUUUGGAUCGAAGACAAUAAAGCUAAAGCAAACACAGGGGCAAGCAUAUGAUAAUGGUACAUUUUUUGCUCAAAUUACCUUCUGUAGGAAUAUUGGUAUUUGUAAGUAGUGCACGAG
Malaya genurostris is the source of this 6536-nucleotide messenger RNA. RefSeq names its product protein expanded (gene ex). NCBI's taxonomy places the organism in Eukaryota, Metazoa, Arthropoda, Insecta, Diptera, Culicidae. The transcript has 5 exons. The record is from RefSeq and is a predicted model, not a curated record. Gene Ontology annotation, biological process: positive regulation of hippo signaling. Bases 1154 to 5359 code for a protein of 1401 amino acids. Gene Ontology annotation, cellular component: cytoplasmic side of apical plasma membrane; cytoskeleton.